AUGGAGGAGAAGUACGCGACGUGUGGCGUGUGUGGAAUCGAGAAGAAAGGUGCCUACAAGUGUCCCCGUUGUUCUCAACCUUAUUGCUCUAUCAAGUAUGUUUCCAUUCGGUUUAUCUCCUCAUUGCUCCAUUUUUUCCAGGUGCUACCGGAACGAGAAACAUGGCCAGUGCUCUGAAGGGUUUUACAAGGUUUUCAAUGUUUUUUUUUUCAUUAUAACCAGUGAAAUUACCAACAAUUUCACUGAUUGUUCCAUAGACGCCCGUUUCUGAAAAUAGAAUCUGAUUGGCCUUAUUUGAGAUCUUUUUUUCUCAUCUAUUCUUUCCACUUAAUUCCAGCUAAUUGCAGGAAAGGGUGAAAGAUCAACUGAAGGGACAGUUUUUUGAGCAAUCCACAUCUGACGCUGACGCUAACGAAAAGCUCAGAAAGUACAUGAGCGGCGACUGGAGCGAUAUUCCUGGUUAGUUCUUGAGUUUUUCCGGAAGAAAGUUGGUUCAAAUUUCAUAGGGUUGUAGCUCGGAAAUUGAUGUUGGAAAAAAUAAAGAAAAUUCAACAGGAAGCUUUUUAAUAGGAUCUAAAACGAUAAAAAAUUCCUAUUUGUCUUCUGUUUUAUUUUGCAAUAAUUUUUCGGAAUAUGACUUCACCAGUUUCUCAUUUUGAAUACUAUAUAUGAGGAGUCUAGGAAAGGAAGUUAAUGCUCUCCAUUUGUUUAAUAUAAAUUUUAACGUUUUGACACAAAUAUGUUUAAUCAUUUUUCAGAAGGCGAGGCUCUAGAUUCUGAUGACGACGCCGAAGCCGAAAAACACGCCCAAACAGUUUUCUCAGCCACGAUGCAGGAUUACAGUCUUGAUGACAAGGAAAUCGAACGGCGUCUUGUGGUAGAAGUUUCACUCCAUUUUCUGGGGAAUACCAUCCACUUUAGGCGUUGGGACUGAGCGAAGACCCUGAAGAGCUGAUGAAGGCCCUCACGGAAGAUGAAAGAGCCGCGUUCGUCCAUCUCGCACAGUCCAUAGAAGAGGAGGAGUACGAACAGUCGUGUUUCCGAAAGUCUUGA
This is a messenger RNA of Caenorhabditis auriculariae, 1053 nucleotides long. Lineage: Eukaryota; Metazoa; Nematoda; Chromadorea; Rhabditida; Rhabditidae. The record is from the annotation of a GenBank genome assembly.